Molecule: messenger RNA, 3533 nt
Organism: Betta splendens (Siamese fighting fish)
Lineage: Eukaryota; Metazoa; Chordata; Actinopteri; Anabantiformes; Osphronemidae
Gene: sack1c
Product: family with sequence similarity 83 member C
Exons: 5
Coding region: 413-2185 (590 amino acids)
Source: RefSeq, a predicted model, not a curated record
AGCUUUGGCUGGUUGGCGUGGCAACCUGAGGACCAAUCCCGGGGGUGGGGGUUGUGGGGGUGGAGCCAGCACCGAGAGCCAAUGACAGCGCAGGUGUCGACAGGUGAGCGCGGACGAGCGGCUUCGCUGUGGAAAAGCCUCCUGGGAGCGGAUCCGGUCUGACGCAGCGGGAACCGGAGACGCCGGGACCAUUACACACCGAGGACGCGGCGGUGCUGCUGGUCCGGACCCGAGCUGCGCAGACGGACGACGUGCUUUGAGGGGACAGGUCUCCAACCCGGAGCGGCUCCGUCUGUUGAUGUUUGCGCUGCGCCGCAGCCGCAGCGGGACUCUGCGCGUCCUUUAACCCGCUCUUGGAGCCGGUCCGACGGUCACUGGCUCGCUUCGUCUGACCGAUCAAAGCCGGAGCGACAUGCUCAGCUCGGAGGGUCUGCGGCCGAGUCCCAACGGCAGGAAGCCGCUGGGCAAGCUCGCCUCCCGCCUGGAGGAGGUGAAGAACCCGUGGCGCCAGGUCUCCACGCUGGAGCUGAGCCACAACGAGGCGGCGCGGCUGGCGACGGACGCGCUGCUGGAGCACGGGGAGCAGGAGUACCGCAGGGUUCUGGCCGAGGAGCGCGAGGUCAGCUUCCUGUCCCCGCUCGAGCUCCGCUACAUCAGCCAGCACGGGGCCAAGGCGCGCGGCUCCGACAGCAACGGCGCCGGCGAGCGGGACUUCGGGGACGCGGACGCCGUGUCCGAGCUCACCUCCGGGACCUACUUCCCCAUGAUGUCCGACGAGGAGCCGCCGAUGCUGGAGCUCGGCUGGCCCGAGGCGCCGGUGCGCUACGGACCGUCCGAGACCCAGAUCUACUUCCAGAGGGACAAGUCCCACAACAUCAAAGACAUCAUCAGGUCCCUGAUCAACAAGGCCAAGAAGGUGAUCGCGCUGGUGAUGGACACGUUCACCGACGUGGACCUGCUGUGUGAUCUCAUGGAGGCGUCCAACAAGCGCCGGGUCCCCGUCUACAUCCUGCUGGAUGAGAAGAACCUGGGCAGCUUCACGGACAUGUGCUCGGCGCUGGACGUGCAGAACUCGCACCUGAGUAACAUGCGAAUCCGCAGCGUGUGCGGCGACACCUACUGCACCAAGAGCGGCAAGAAGUUCACGGGUCAGGUCCUGGAGAAGUUCCUGAUCAUCGACUGCGAGGAGGUGAUCGCGGGAUCGUACAGCUUCACCUGGCUGUCGGCUCAGGUGCACAGCAACAUGGUGAUGCACUUCUCCGGCCGCAUCGCCGACAGCUUUGACCGGGAGUUCAGGUGCAUGUACGCCGACUCGCAGAUCAUCGACGGCUUCUCCAACCCAGAGGAGGACGGGAUGCACUACUACCCCAGCUACCAGUCAGUGCUGGCGCCCAGCAUGGGCCUGGGCCUGGCUCCACUCAUGGGCCUGGAUCUGCUGGCUGACAGGACGAGGGAUCGCGGCUGCUCUGAGAACUCCAGCAGUCAGUCCAGCAACAGCGUGUCCAGCGUGAAGGCCGCCCCAGGGAUGGCCUCCAACAACGUCUACAAGGUCACUCAGGGUCACGACGUGAAGGACAGCACGUCUCACUUCAGUCCCGAGAGGAGGGGUGGGGGGCCGACCCCCGGACCCCGGGGCUCCGCCAACGGGGGAAGCAGCCCCACCCCCCUGCACGAGCGAGUGUCCCCCCCGUACGGUCAGCCCAUCGGCAUCGAGUGGAACAAGGCCAACGCGGCGGAUCUCAUGAGGUCUAACAUCAGCGGAGCCUCCUCCAAGUUCCAGGCAUUGGGCUUGUAUGACCACAAACCCAACAUGUUCCACGGAACCCCCAACUCAAACCUGACACCCAAAGCCCCGACGCCAGCCCCCGUCAACGACCUCAAACCCGGCCUCAAACAGAGGACUCCCCCCAAUCAGUUCCUCAACAAGUUCACAGACUUCUUCAAAGACAAAGACUACAGGUCUCCCUCCCCCCUCAACUCCAGCGGCUGGGGGGGCCCGGACCUCUGCCAGCCAGAGCCAGAGAGCCAGCAGAGCCCCCCUCCUCCGCCCUCGCCGGGCGCCGUGAUAAGCCGGAACGAUAACAAACGCUUGACGCUGGGCCACAGCAAACUGGACCUGGUCAACAAAUACAACAAGAAGACCAGGCCGGUGUACAGCCGCUUCGAGCUCAAGAGUACGAACUGAAGAGCUGAGGGGGUGGGUCCCAGCAGGUCUGGGCAGGUCCCAGCGGGUCUAAGCGGGUCCAUCAGGACCCGAGUGGGUCCUGGAAGGUCCCAUUAGGUCUGAGUGGGUCCCGGAAGGUCCCAUUAGGUCUGAGUGGGUCCCGGCAGGUCUGAGCAGGUCCCGGCAGGUCCCAUCAGGUCUGAGCGGGUCCCAAUAGGUCCCAAAAGGUCCCAGCGGGUCCAAGCGGGUCCAUCAAGACCCGAGUGGGUCCUGGCAGGUCCCAUUAGGUCUGAGUGGGUCCCGGCAGGUCCAUCAGGCCCCGAGUGGGUUCCGGCAGGUCCAUCAGCGGGUCCCGGCAGGUCCAUCAGGCCCCGAGCGGGUCCCGGCGGGUUCAUUGAACUCGGCAUCGCAGACAACAAGUCUCGUGUUUGAUUCCUUCUUUCACUGUCUGGAUCACGCCUUCUUCCUCUGUGGUUCCUGAAACCACGUUGCCUUUUAUCUUGUACCAACGAGACUGUGGCAUUUUGUUGUUGUUGUUGUUUACAAAACGCGUUCUACAAAUGAACAUUUUACAAAGUUUUCAGAUUUUUGGAGCGUUAACGUUCGACUCACACACAGGUGGAAUUUUGUGGAAAAUGAAGAGAAGCUGUUUUUCUUACGGAGUGUGUGAGAGUUUGCCAAAGCUCCAAACCAGAUGGUUCCACAGUCAUUCCUGUUAUUUGUGACUUAACUUCACUGCAGUAGAAACAUUGUUUGCUUUUUUUCCUCACCUAAUUCAUGACAACAUGGAUUAAAUAUGGGAGGUUUCAGGAGCUCGCUGUCAUCUGGGUCACGGCUCAGGGUUUUGUCAGUGUCUGGUUCCCAAUUAUUCAACAUUUUCAGAUCUGAUUAAAUUCAUUUAAAUAAUAAUGAUGAGUGGAGGAGUCAGAAUCAUCCACGCUCGAUGCUUCGGGACAUUCAGAAGUUGAGUUGAAACCAAAUCAAAUUUCCCCUUUAAGGUAAAAUAAGCUGUGAGCUUUAGAUUCCGGUGUCAGACCAAACCAGGUGCCUUCUUCUCUGCCUUAACGUUUACAACCGUCACCCUGAAGCUUCAAUGAAGGUACGAAGCAGCGUCAUGUUGUGUGUGAGGAGAAGGUGGAUGAACAAAAAGAGGCCGAUGAGUUUGUAGAACCUGAUCCUUUUAAGAUCAACCUGACGUCUCAGCAAUAAAGAAUAGUCAUCACUGUUCAGACAUGGACUUAAACUGUACAUACAGGACUUUUUUAUUUUUACAAUUUAUUCACCAGAUAAUGUGAAGAUAAAUGUUAAAUUUGUGUUGAAAGAAUUUAUAAGAUGAACAUUUAAGGAUUGAAUAAAAUAUAAGUGAAGA